UCCCCCCAUCAUUCACUAUGGAGCCCGUUAGAAUCGAGGAUGUCACUGUGGUUUUCACGGAGGCAGAAUGGAAGAUACUGAGCUCUGAGCAGAAGAACCUGUACAGAGAGGUGAUGCUGGAGGUGUGCAGGAAUCUCUUCUCGUUGGAACCCAAAACAGAAAUCUCUCCCUGUUCCUCUUGCCUCCUGGCUCUCUCCUGUCAGCAAGUCCUCAGCCAGCAUGUGCUUCAGAUAUUCCCCAACUUGUGUGCAGAGAAUCACUUCCAACCAAGGGAUGCCAGCCCAGGGCAUCGUAAGCAACUGGAGCAGCAAGAUUCUGGUCAGAGUUGCAGAAGUGGAAACACGGAAGAUCAGGAAAGAAAAGAUGUCUCCAAACCCUUGUGUGGAAGCACAGGGGAGAGAAAGAAAUCCAGCCCAGCCUGGAGAUGGCCAGCAAACCCCAGAGAAGGGAACACAGUGAUACGAAAAGAGCCCUACUCAAUCCAAAGAGUGAACAGCUGUGUGGAAACAGACAAAGAGGUCAAGGAAUUAGAAGCCUCAAGAUUUGGAACAGUCAACUACAGAAAGGAUGAGCCAGAGCUUGGCCUAAAAUCAUAUUUCAUCACAAAUCAGAGGAAGAUUUUCCGAGAGAAGCCACACAUGUCCAUGGAGUGUGGGCAAAGCUUUUGCCAAAAGUCAACUCUCACCACACACCAGAGGAUGCAUUCAGGAGAAAAACCACAUGUGUGCAAGGAGUGCAGGCGAGACUUUACCUGCCAUGCAAAUCUGCUUUCACACCAGAGGAUACACUCAGGCAAGACACCACAUGUGUGUAAGGAGUGUGGGCGAGGCUUUAGUCAAAAGUCAUAUUUAAUCAAACACCAGAGGAUACACUCAGGGGAGAAGCCACAUGUGUGCAUGGACUGUGGGCGAAGCUUUAGCCACAGAUUUACUCUGAUCACACACCUGAGGACACACUCAGGGGAGAAGCCUUAUGUGUGUAAGGAGUGUGCACGAGGUUUUAGCCAAAAGUCACAUCUCAUCAGACAUCAGAGGACACACUCAGAAGAGAAGCCACAUGUGUGUAAGGAGUGUGGGCGAGGCUUCAGCCAAAAGUCAUAUCUCAUUACACACCAGAGGACACACUCAGGGGAGAAGCCAUACAUGUGCAUGGACUGUGGGCGAAGCUUUAGUCACAGAUUAUCUCUCAUCAGACAUCAGAGAACACACUCAGGAGAGAAGCCACACGUGUGCAUGGACUGUGGGCGAAGCUUUAGUCACAGGUUAACUCUCAUCAGACACCUGAGGACACACUCUGGAGAAAAGCCAUAUGUGUGCAAGGAGUGUGGACGAGGAUUCAGCCAAAAGUCACAUCUGAUCACACACCUGAAGACACAUUCAGGGGACAAGCCACAUGUGUGUAAGGAGUGUGGGCGAGGAUUUAACCAAAAGUCACAUCUCAUCACUCACCUGAGGACACACUCAGGGGAGAAGCCAUAUGUGUGUAAGGAGUGUGCACGAAGAUUUAACCAAAAGGCACAUCUCAUCAGACAUCAGAGGACACACUCGGGGGAGAAGCCACAUGUGUGCAUGGACUGUGGGCGAGGCUUUAACCAAAAGUCACAUCUCAUCACACAUCUGAGGACACACUCAGGGGAGAAGCCUUAUGUGUGCAUGAACUGUGGGCGAAGCUUUAGCCGCAGGUUAACUCUCAUGACACACCUGAGGACACACUCAGGAGAGAAGCCACACAUGUGCAUGGACUGUGGGCGAAGCUUUAGUCACAGGUUAACUCUCAACAGACACCUGAGGACUCACUCAGGAGACAAGCCAUAUGUGUGUAAGGAGUGUGGCCGAGGAUUUACCUGCAAAACAAAUCUUCUUAUGCACCAGAGGACACACUCAGGUGAGAAGCCACAUGUGUGUAAGGAGUGUGGGCAAGGCUUUAGAAUAAGGUCAAUUCUCAUUAUACACCAGAGGACACACACAGGGGAGAAGCCAUACAUGUGUAAGGAGUGUGGGCGAAGAUUUAGCCACAGGUUAACACUCAUCAUACACCACAGGACACAUUCCGGGGAGAAGCCGUAUGUGUGUAAGGUGUGUACACGUGGAUUUAGCCAAAAGUCAUCGCUCACCACACACCUGAGGACACACUCAGGGGAAAAGCCAUAUGUGUGUAAGGAGUGUGCACGAAGAUUUAACCAAAAGUCAAAUCUCAUCAGACAUCAGAGGAUACACUCAGGAGAGAAGCCACAUGUGUGUAAGGAGUGUGGGCGAGGCUUUAGCCAAAAGUCUUAUCUCAUCACACACCAGAGGACACACUCAGGGGAGAAGUCACGUGUGUAUAUGGACUGUGGGUGAAGCUUUAGCCACAGGGUAACUCAUCACACACUUGACAUUCAGGAGAGCAGCCACAUGUGUACAUGAACUGUGGGUGAGGCUUUAAACACAGGUUAACUCAUAACAUGGGGACACACUCAGAAGAGCUGUAUGUGUGUAAGUAGUAUUCACAAGGAUGUAGUGAAAAGUCACAUUCAUCACACCCCUGAGGAUACAUGCAGGGAACAAGCCAUAUGUGUGUAAGUAGUGUACGUGAGUGUUUAAUCAAAAGUUACAUCAUCAGACCAGAAGACACUCAGGAGGGAGCUGCAUGUGUGUAAUGAAUAUGGGCAAGGUUUUAGUAGAAAGUCAGUUCUGCAUCAGAGGGCACACGGGAGAAGUCACAUCUGUAUAAGGAGUUUGGGCAAAGCUUGAAGUUUAGCUGUAAGCAAAGGCUCAUUAAGCAUCAGCUGACUCUCCAGAGAAGCUCUUGUGUGUGCAGUGUAGUCAAGGCUUUUGAUUGACUAACUCCUCAUAUAACAUAAGAUAUAGACUAAAAUUUUUGUGUGUAGGGAAAAUAAGAAUUUGAGACAAAGGAAAACUUCACUGUGGACCAGAGACGACGACUGUGUUUCAGAGAAGCAUAGGGCAGGAAGAAUGAAGUGCUGCAGCAAUGAUCGGAACCUCCUGUUGCACCAGGAGACUCAGGGAGGAUGACUGAGAAGGUAGUGUGUAAGAAGGAAACUUGAUUCCAGUGACCUUUCUUGGGUGACUUAGGAAGACAAAAUGUUACCUCCACAAAUCACCACUCCUCCCAUUUCUGAGGCAGUUUCAGAAGAAGUCUCCUGCUCUUUAUGAGGGGAAGGUGUCCGUAGUAACUAACUAGACUUGUUUUACAUUUUGUAACUAAAUGGAAUAGAAAAGAAUUGUAGUUUCAUAUAAGUUCUACAAGUGCUUGAUUGCCCUUUUGUUUUAAAUUUUUUUCUUAAUAAACCACGAGUUACUCUUUUGUCUUAAAGGGUAAGUGGAAAUCAAAUUCACAGUUUCUUGAGUAAGUUCAGCCCUUUCGGGGAAAAAAAAAAAGACUGUGUAAUAGAUUUUGAGUCAGGCAAUGCAAGGGCUCCUACUCUGUUCCUCUUAAGGAGUUCUUUGCAUUUCCUAGUCUCUUCCCUCACCAUAUGAAGUUUGUAAUUGGUUAUUCCAUUUCUUAAAGAACGAAGUUGGAAUUUGGCUCAGAAUUAUGUUUUAUUUAUAGAUUGCUUUUGGUAGUAUUCACAUUUGACAGUAUUAAGCCUUCCUAUCCGUGAACAAU
Messenger RNA from Echinops telfairi (small Madagascar hedgehog), 3609 nucleotides. RefSeq names its product zinc finger protein 343-like. The record is from RefSeq and is a predicted model, not a curated record. Gene Ontology annotation, cellular component: nucleus. Bases 18 to 2339 code for a protein of 773 amino acids. Gene Ontology annotation, biological process: negative regulation of transcription by RNA polymerase II. Gene Ontology annotation, molecular function: RNA polymerase II cis-regulatory region sequence-specific DNA binding; DNA-binding transcription repressor activity, RNA polymerase II-specific; DNA-binding transcription activator activity, RNA polymerase II-specific. The transcript has 3 exons. Lineage: Eukaryota; Metazoa; Chordata; Mammalia; Afrosoricida; Tenrecidae.